GAAAACAGAGUUUAUUAAAGUAGACAAGCAGGGAUGAAAAUGCAGCCUGGAAAUAUAAACAAGUCAGUAGCUGCGUUUCCAUCGACUGUAAAAUUGCGGAAAUUGGAAUUACGAAAAUAAAUUAGCUUAUAGCAAAUACACCGAUUUCGAAGAGAAAUUCAAGUUUUUCGAUAAAAAGUUUCUGUGCUACGAUAAGGUGUUUUAACAGCUGUAUCAGAAUUGGUGUAUUUGGCAAAAAUGCAACCGGAUGUUACUACUGGCGGAAAAGACAAAGGCAACGGCAGGAAGUAGGUGAAUGAUGGCGAGAUGUUUUUACAAAUGUAUUCAUGUGUGAUUUUAACUGGAUUUCUUAUUUAAUGGCAACAGCCAUUGCCAAAUGUCUUUUUGACAUAUAAAUAUGCAUUACUCUGUUAUAAUUGGGCACUCUACCAACCUCUCUGUAAUACUAAGAUAAAUAUCAGUGAUAUUUACUGUAGUACUCACUGCCAAAAUUAGCUUAGCUUUCAUCCACAAGCUAAGAUGGACAUAGCCUACGUGUUUAUCUGCCUGCCACCAGAACCUUGUUAUUCAUGUGAAGAGUUCUUUUACAAAUCCCUUUAAACAUUGAUUUUAUGCGUCCAUAGAUUUCAGGCCUUGAAACUCCUCCAUGAUGUAUGCACUCUUUAUGUUCACCAGGUAGUGAACUACAUCGACAUGGAUUGAGAUCAGAGGCAGCUUGUCCACUUCGUCUGACGUGUUUUCCUUCUCCAUCUCUUUCAGGUCAAUCCUGACAGCAGCCAUUUUGUUCAUGUAUUUUUUUUCGCACAUUGGUGUCCACACUUUUUUCAUUUUGUUGGUCUUGAAUCCAUGGGUCUUGCCUUCUAAGAUGACUCAGAUCACUUCCGGUUCAGACUUGUGGGAACUAUGCAUCGUUUGUAUUCCUAAUCCAGAUAUUGUGAAGCCCCGCCCUUCCAGGUAUUUCGCCCCCUCGCAUUCUAACUUAUUUCCUCCCAUGAGAUCUUCUCUUCCUUCUGCAGUAGUUUGGGUCCAUCCAUGCUGUGGACACGCCCCCUCCAUCAGUGGGCGGAGCUUCUCUCUCUCUCUUACCCCCCUCCUAUGGGAGUAUUUAGGUGGAGGCGAGGCGGUUCUGGUCCUCAGCAUCAGAAGCGGCUGCAUCAUCCGGACGGCAGGCUGGAGCCCUGGUACUCGUACACCCACUGGUUCCCCAUGGCUUCAGCCCAUGUGAUGAAGGACGGCGGGCCGGAGCCGAUACCGCGCAUGCAGCCCGCCAUGAUGAUGUUCUCCAGCAAGUACUGGUCCAGGAGGGGAAUGUCUCUGGACUCGGCCAUGUUCGACCAGCACAACCACCAGCAUCAGCAGAGGCACACCGGGGGACAGAUGUCCAGACGGACAUCUUUCUGUCCAAUCAACGAGAAGCCCGAUGGCGAAAACGCAGAGGAUUCUGGGAAAACAGCAGUGGUGUUUUCUCUGAAAAACGAGGUCGGCUGUCUGGUCAAAGCGCUCAGACUCUUCCAGGAGAGACGGGUCAACCUGAACCACAUCGAGUCCCGGAUGUCGAAGCGGGUUCCUAAUGAGGUGGAGAUCUUUGCCGACUGCAAAUGCAGCAAGAAAGAGUUCAACGAGCUUCUGCAGCACCUCAAAGAUCACGUCAACAUCAUCUCCUUCAACACGCCUGCACAUGUUUGGUCAGCUGAGGCGGAUGAAGAGAAUGUUCCCUGGUUUCCCAUGAAAAUCUCAGAGUUGGAUCAGUGUUCACACAGAGUGUUGAUGUACGGGUCGGAGUUGGAUGCAGACCAUCCUGGGUUUAAGGAUAAUGUUUAUCGUCAGCGCAGGAAGUACUUUGUGGAGGUGGCCAUGAACUACAAAUUUGGGCAGCCCAUCCCUCGGAUCGAGUACACCUCCGAGGAGGUGAAGACAUGGGGCGUCGUGUUCCGGGAGCUGACCAAGCUGUACCCGACCCACGCAUGCAGAGAGUACCUGAAGAACCUGCCGCUGCUCACCAAACACUGUGGCUACCGGGAGGAUAACAUCCCCCAGCUGGAGGACGUCUCCCGUUUUCUCAGAGGUGGGCCCCCUGCGUGAACAGUAGGAGCCAUAUGAUUGGAAUAAGCAAUUAUUGAAGUGACGAGAGCACACUGCUUUGACACUUGGGUGGUGGGUGUGUCGAGGUGGACGUGGCU
Poecilia latipinna (sailfin molly) is the source of this 2180-nucleotide messenger RNA. RefSeq names its product tryptophan 5-hydroxylase 2-like. Gene Ontology annotation, molecular function: tryptophan 5-monooxygenase activity; iron ion binding. Gene Ontology annotation, biological process: aromatic amino acid metabolic process. Bases 1033 to 2082 code for a protein of 349 amino acids. The record is from RefSeq and is a predicted model, not a curated record. NCBI's taxonomy places the organism in Eukaryota, Metazoa, Chordata, Actinopteri, Cyprinodontiformes, Poeciliidae. The transcript has 6 exons. Gene Ontology annotation, cellular component: neuron projection.